Microthlaspi erraticum is the source of this 1806-nucleotide messenger RNA. The record is from the annotation of a GenBank genome assembly. Lineage: Eukaryota; Viridiplantae; Streptophyta; Magnoliopsida; Brassicales; Brassicaceae.
AUGGGUCAUUGUUACAGCCGGAACAUUUCCACCGUCGAGGAUGACGACGGCGAAAUCCCCGCCGGAACCGCCCAGUUUCCAAAUCGGAACGAUAACAACCACCAGAACUCAAUUCCGGAGUCUCCGGCUGCGUCUGGCUCUUCCUCCGAAGUCAACCCUUACAACAUUAGUCCAUUUCAAAGCCCGUUGCCGGCAGGAGUAGCUCCAUCUCCGGCGAGAACGCCGGGAAGAAAGUUUAAAUGGCCUUUCCCGCCUCCUUCACCUGCGAAACCGAUUAUGGCGGCUCUGAGACGGCGGAGAGGUACGGCACCGCAGCCUCGUGACGGUCCGAUCCCUGAGGAUAGUGAGGAAGUCGAUCACGGGAGAGCCAGCGGAAGCGGAGGCGGCGGAGUCGGGGAGAGGUUGGAUAAGAAUUUCGGAUUCGCGAAGAACUUCGAAGGGAAGUACGAGCUCGGGAAAGAGGUUGGGCGAGGGCAUUUUGGUCAUACUUGCUGGGCCAAAGCGAAGAAAGGGAAGAUCAAAGGUCAAACCGUAGCAGUCAAAAUCAUCUCUAAAGCUAAGAUGACAUCGGCUCUGUCGAUAGAAGAUGUUCGUAGAGAGGUGAAAUUGCUGAAGGCUCUGUCUGGACAUAUGCAUAUGGUUAAAUUCUACGAUGUUUUUGAGGACGCCGAUAAUGUCUUUCUUGUUAUGGAGUUAUGUGAAGGUGGAGAGCUAUUGGACAGAAUUUUGGCAAGAGGAGGUCGAUACACGGAAGCAGAUGCUAAACGUAUUCUUGUGCAGAUUUUAUCUGCUACUGCAUUUUUUCAUCUUCAAGGUGUUGUGCACCGUGAUCUAAAGCCAGAGAACUUUCUCUUCACCAGCAAAAACGAGGAUUCAAUACUCAAAGUCAUAGAUUUUGGCUUGUCUGACUACUCUAGAUUCGAUCAGCGUCUCAACGAUGUGGUAGGGAGUGCAUACUAUGUUGCACCUGAAGUACUCCACAGAUCUUACAGCACUGAAGCAGAUAUAUGGAGCAUUGGUGUCAUAUCUUACAUAUUGCUAUGUGGAAGCAGACCUUUUUAUGGACGGACCGAGUCUGCGAUUUUCCGCUGUGUGCUUAGAGCGAACCCGAAUUUCGAAGAUUUGCCGUGGCCUUCCAUAUCUCCUAUUGCCAAGGACUUUGUGAAACGGCUUCUGAACAAAGACCAUAGGAAAAGAAUGACAGCUGCUCAGGCUUUAGCUCAUCCAUGGCUUCGAGAUGAGAACCCUGGUUUGCUUCUGGAUUUCUCCAUCUACAAAUUGGUCAAGUCUUAUAUUCGUGCAUCUCCUUUCAGACGAGCAGCACUUAAGUCUCUAUCUAAAGCUAUACCCGAAGAGGAACUUGUGUUCUUGAAAGCACAGUUCAUGCUCAUGGAUCCAGAAGAUGGAGGCUUGUAUCUUCACAAUUUCACAACGGCUUUGACAAGAUAUGCUACAGAUGCUAUGAUCGAAUCUAGACUUCCUGAAAUUUUAAACAUGAUGCAACCCUUAGCACAUAGGAAACUCGAUUUUGAAGAGUUCUGUGCGGCUGCGGUUAGCGUUUAUCAACUAGAGGCUCUUGAAGAAUGGGAACAGAUCGCAACUAUAGCAUUUGACCACUUCGAACGUGAAGGAAGUCGAGCCAUUACAGUCCAAGAACUCGCCGAGGAGAUGAGUUUGGGACCAAAUACGUAUCCUCUGCUCAAGGAUUGGAUCCGGAGUUUGGAUGGGAAGCUGAAUUUCUUGGGGUAUGCCAAGUUCUUGCAUGGUGUGACUGUUCGAAGCUCGAGCUCGAGACCUACUAGGUGA